Molecule: messenger RNA, 5785 nt
Organism: Ctenopharyngodon idella (grass carp)
Lineage: Eukaryota; Metazoa; Chordata; Actinopteri; Cypriniformes; Xenocyprididae
Exons: 13
Coding region: 237-2933 (898 amino acids)
Source: RefSeq, a predicted model, not a curated record
GAAGCAAUAUGUGGAAAAUCUUUGUUGCAGUGCACACAACGGACAUCUUUCUGGGAACCAGGAUUUAUGUCUCCGGGAAUGUGGGUGAAUUCAUCCAGAUAGGCUACACCGCCCACACGCGUGUGGAAGAGACUGACCGUAUAAAAUCGGUUCCUCCUCACAGCAAAAGUUACUGAAACACUUUCAAAUCAGUUCUACCGGCCAUCGGGCGUCACGGUCCAGUUGUUUAUUAUGAUAUGGUGAGAGUUUCUAGCAGGGCAGCAGCCAUGCGUGUGGAGCUGAGUUUGGUGUUUUUGGUCCUAAUGUGCGUUUUUAAAGAGACGACCUCAUGUUUAAUAAUCAGCGAGGUUAACUGUGACAAUCCCAAACUGGACACUCAGGAGUUUGUGGAGCUGUACUACGAUGGCACGAAUCCCACUUCUCUGGAUGGAUACACACUUGUGUUCUACAACGGCAAUGGAGACCUCGCCUACAGGGUCAUCAAUCUGAGCGGACACCAGACAGAUCACCGAGGAUUCUUCUUAGUUGGCUCUUCUGAACUGACUCCCCGCCCCGCCAUCUCUCUUCCACCCAACUCCGUUCAGAACGGGCCCGACGCCAUCGCGCUCUACGGUCCCAACUGGGUCCCAGUUCCUGAAGGGGGACGAGUUUCAGGAGUGGGGUUGUUGGACGCAGUAGUAUACACUUCUCGUAAAUCCGCAGUAGGCGCCGAUGGCCUCGCAUCAGUUCUGACUCCCGGCUCGGUUCCGUACAUAGAGGAUGAGGCGGCUCUGGAGGGGGACGAGUCCAUUCAGCGCUGCUGGCAGUCAGACAACCUCUGGACGUUUUACACUGGCCCACCCACCCCUGCGUGGGUCAAUCAUUGCCCACCACCGACCCCCACAAAUUUAUGGAUUAACGAAGUCGACCUCAGUGGGCCGGACCGCCGAGGCCUUGUGGAACUUGAUGUUGGCACGACAACCGGAUCGUUUUCUUUGGUGCUUUAUGAUGUUACCACAGAUCUGAUUAGCUCGAGUGUGGAGUUCAUCGCAAAAGAGGCUGGAAUUUUCACCGUAUCUGUGAAUACUGCGACUUUGGCAGUGCCACAAAGUGCAGCAUUGGCGUUAUAUAAAGGCCCAGUGUCAGACUUCCCUAAGGACGGCCCCCUCAGCCACGAACAGCCAAUCGAUGCCUUUGUUUAUGGUGACUCUGCACACAUGCCCAGUGAGAACCUCACAGAGACACUCAUACCCGGGAGAAAACCCUUCAAACUCACAGAAAGUUUUCAGACAGCAGGUGUUCGUGCCAGUCGAUGUGGUGUUACCGAAUGGACAAGAGAUCCGGGACUGUUUGUAACGAGGCCCCGGAGUCCCGGAAAACCCAAUGACUGCAUUUGGUUUCAGUCCUGCCCACUUAACAUCACCUCUUCUACGGCGGCAGGACGGAGCUAUCCCGCGAUUCAUAGCGAUAUGGAUUUCCUGCUUAAUGAGAUCAAUACUGACUGUAUAGGAGGAGCUGAGGAUGAGGAGUUUAUAGAGUUUUGGCAUCCCUCUGGCUUCCGUAUGUCGCUGGAUUUCAUCUGGCUGGUGAUGAUCAAUGGACAGACUGGAACGGUGUACUAUGAGCUGGAGCUGAAUGGAUAUUUCACAGAUGAUGACGGAUACUUCCUGAUUGGCAGUGCUAAGGUCAGCCCUGACAUUAGAAUCCCACCGAACACUAUUCAGAAUGGACCAGACGCCAUAGUGUUAUAUCGUAGCAAGUCUCCACCCUCUCAGGAGGGUCAGAAUAUUCCCAGAAGCGGUUUGCUGGAUGCAGUAGUUUACCGCACUCGCGGAUCUGAUAAAAAGGUUUCAGAGCUAACGGAAGCGCUGACACCAAGACAGCUCCCUCUGCUGGAGGACAUCAACGCGCUACCCGGCGAUGAGACCCUCACUCGAUGUGGAACCGAGAGACUCAACCUCAAUGCUUUCAGGGUUGCUUCUCCCACACCAAGGAAGCAAAAUAACUGUCCCCCAAAACCCACUUCACCUCCUCCUCCUGAGGGUUUCGUCAUCAAUGAAUUUAGCUUUACAAACUGCACAGGAGUCGAAUCACAGAACUGUAUAUUUGUGGAGCUGAUUGGCCCGCCGUCGACUUCAGUGAAUGGAUUUGUUUUGGUAUUUUUUGAGGAAAGCGCUAAAGCAGUGAGUGUCCCGCUCACUGGCAGCACAAGAGAAAACGGGCUCUAUCUUCUCGAGAACAUCACUAGUGCAGAUCACGGUUUGCCAGCGCUGGAUCAAUUGGGUGCAGUGCUGUUGUGUUUUGAGCCGUCAGGAUCAGGUGUUUAUGGGAACAACUCGCGCAGAUUGGACUGGCUAGUUUUAUCCGAUGACCCAGAGUUUGUAAGAGCUCUCCAGCACAACACAACACGCUUCUUCAUGGACCUACUGUUCGGCUCUUUCUCUCGAUGCGCAUCAGACGGGCCUGAUCUCUGGAUCUCAUCUGAGCCGACUCCGGGCCUCCAGAACCUCUGCCCGAGUCCUGCCUUCUCCAGCUCUGUGGAUCUGUGCCUACAGAGAAAAUCAGGAAAUUGUGACCAGAAGGAAUUUUCUGAUUUGUUAGGGGAUUUUUGUGAGUGUGGGAUGAUUGAAAGCUUGCAUGUUAAAGGUGUGAAUGUGUCCUGCGAGGCAGAUAAAUUGUACGCACAGGGGACUGUUCUUGCUAUUUCUGACCAACAGAGGGCGCAAAUCACUAAGACACUGAACAACAACAAGCUCUCAUGUCCAGCUACACUGGAGCGACAGGUUCAUGGAGCGGGGCCGCCGGUCGCGCUGCAGGUUGGGCUUGUGCUCACAGCGCUUCUGCUGUUCGCACUGGGUGCUGCACUGUUUGUCUACUUGUACAAAAAAAGGCGUCCUGCUGACUACCUCUCCAUGCAGAUGAGCGAACAGGCCGAGGCGCCACUCGAACUUUAGUGUGUCUGUGUGAGUGUGAUGAAGUGUUGUUUGCUUGUUGUUGUUUUUUUAUAAAGAUGAAUGUGUUUUUACUAUAGAUGAAUGCAAGUACACAGUUUUAUCAAUCUCACAGGCUUUGAUUCUGCAAUGUUAAUAUUUUCAAGAUUUUAUUAAAGUGUUCAGGAUGUUUAAUUUCUUCAGCGUUUUAUCAAACGUUUCAAAAAACACUCUUUUAUUGAAUUCAGGUGUAUUUUUGAUUGUGUAUCUUUGAUUUUGUAUUGUGACUUUGAAGUUCAUACUCAUCGGUUGAUAGAAAAGGCGGUACCAAACAAAAAUAGUUGCUGCAAACAUGACACAAAUAAGCGUGAUACUAAAAUGUCAUGCAUCAUUAUGUCACUCAAGGUACAACUUUAUGGUGAAGUUUAUUUCACCAUAAAGAUCAUGGCUGCAUCUGAAAUCACAUAAUUCCCUACUGGCGAAAAACAGUAUGUGACAAAAGAAUUAUGUCUGAAAUCACAGUACUCAUAAAAGAGUCGGCAAAAUGUACCCGGAUGACCUACUACUUCUGAAGUGUGCAUACUAUGGACACUUUACUAUCCCAUAAAGCCCAUGCGAGUGUGAUUUCAGAUGAAGCCCAUGUUUGCAUUUGGAUUUAAAAUCUUAGCAUCAGUGUUGUUUGCCAGCAUUUAUGGAAGCUUGUUUCCGCCACUGAAUAAAAAAUCAGAAAAUUCAGAAUUGCAAGAUAUAAAUUCGCAAUUGAGAAAAAGUCAGAAUUGCGAGGGGGAAAAAAGUCUGAAUUGUGAGAUAUAAAUUUGCAACUGUGGAAAAAGUCAGAAUUGUGAGAUAUAAACUCACAAUUGCAAAAAAAGUCAAAAUUGCUAAUUUAUAUCUCGUUAUUCUGCAAUUCUGAGAAAAGAUGUCAGAAUUGCGAGAUAUAAACUCGCAAUUGUGAAGAAAGUCAAUUGUGAGGGGAAAAAAGUGAGAAUUGCAAGGCGAAAAAGUCAGAAUUGCGAGGUAAAAAUGUCAGAAUUGUGAGAAAUAAAUUCACAAUUGUGAGAUAUAAAUUCGCAAUUGCGAAAAAGUCAGAAUUGUGAGGGGAAAAAAGUCUGAAUUGCGAGAUAUAAAUCUGCAACUGUGGAAAAAGUCAGAAUUGCAAGAUAUAAACUCAUAAUUGCGAGGAAAAAAAAAGUCAGAAUUGCGAGGGAAAAGUCAGAAUUGCGAGGGAAAAGUCAGAAUUGCAAGAUAUAAAUUGGCAAUUGCGAAAGAAGUCAGAAUUGCGAGGGGGAAAAAAAGUCAGAAUUUGCAAGGGAAAAAAGUCUGAAUUGCGAGAUAUAAAUCUGCAACUGUGGAAAAAGUCAGAAUUGUGAGAUAAACUCACAAUUGCGAAAAAAGUCAGAAUUACUCAUUUAUAUCUCGUUAUUCUGCAAUUCUGAGAAAUGAUUGUGAAGAAAGUCAGUUGUGAGGGAAAAGUGAGAAUUGUGAGGAAAAAAGUUAGAAUUGCGAGAUAUAAACUCACAAUUGCGGACAAAGUCAGAAUUGCGAGGAAAAAAGUCAGAAUUGCUAAUUUAUAUCUCGUUAUUCUGCAAUUCUGAGAAAAGAUGUCAGAAUUGCAAGAUAUAAACUCGCAAUUGUGAAGAAAGUCAGUUGUGAGGGGAAAAAAGUGAGAAUUGCGAGAUAAAAACUCUCAAUUGUGGAAAAAGUCAGAAUUGCAAGAUAUAAAUUGGCAAUUGCGAAAGAAGUCAGAACUGCGAGGGGGAAAAAAGUGAAUUGCGAGAUAAAAAUUGGCAAUUGUGAAAAAAGUCAGAAUUGCAAGGGGAAAAAGUCAGAAUUGUGAGAAAUAAAUUCACAAUUGUGAGAUAUAAAUUUGCAAUUGUGGAAAAAGUCAGAAUUGUGAGGGGAAAAAAGUCAGAAUUGUGAGAAAUAAAUGCACAAUUGUGAGAUAUAAAUUUGCAAUUGUGGAAAAAGUCAGAAUUGUGAGGGGGAAAAAAGUCAGAAUUGCAAGAUAUAAACUCAGAAUUGCAAAAAGAUUUGCAAGUUUAUAUCUUGCAAUUCUGACUUUAUAACUCGCAAUUGCAACUUUAUAUCACGCAAUUAUGAGGGGAAAAAAAGUUGCAAUUAUCUUUUCCCUUUUUUGUGGCGGAAACAAGCUUCCAUAAGCAUUUGACAUUGUGCCACUGCUAAAGUCCGGCCAUUUGUGACUGCAGGUUUCUGUACAUGCCUAAAGAAUUUUUCCUUCUUUAUGUGUCUGUUUCAUGUGUUUACAUCUUUUCUUUUAUGCAUCUGCAAAGCGUUAUCAGUUGUUCUCAGGGCAUCAGAUCAGUGUUUGUGCACAUUUGACCACAGAAGCAUUUCAAUGUGUCGAACUAAUGUGCCGUUACGGUAAGACGGAGCUAAAACUGUCCAGCUUGUUGCUUACAGUACACACUGUUCCCUCAGUUCAUUUUCAGUCUCAUUAGUUAUAUUGCCUGGUAAUUAGAUAUCAGACUGUUCUGUCGCUUAAAUCUCGUUCUAGGACUGGCAGUGUUUAUGACAUUAAAUUUUAAGGACCUGUCAUCAGUUUUUUGAGGCCUAGACAGAGCAGAAAAUACCCAUGCAGGAAAUAAAAGCUCAAAAUGACGAAGUAUAAUAAUGAUUACUAGUGUAGAAUUGCAGUGCGUUACAUUAUGUUGGUCUUUUUUUGCAUUUUGCAGUGUCUUCUCAAAACUAAAAUACAAUUUGCCAAUUUUACGUUCUCACUGGUUCCUUUUUUUUUGUAAUUGAUUAUUGAUUUAGUCUUUCAUCAUUGAUUUUUGAUGAUCAGUCUUAUGUACAUUUGUCAGAGGAAAUUUUUGUCUGAGGAAACAAUCACAAUAAAUGUUUUUUUGUUAAUAUUG